AGCUUUUUCCUCUGAUUAAUGUUAAAAAAUUUGCUUAGUUCAUAGCUGUCUUUCUGAGCAAGUAUUGCUAACCUGUGGCCACAAUGAGUCUGAGAGUUACUGAUGAGUCGAAGGAUAUUGACAUCACUAAUGUUUCCUCAUCACAUCGCCAGUUGCAACAAUUGCCUUAUGUUCACAAGGUGGGAAAACCUCCUAAACAAAACCUGCUGAAGGAAGUUGCAGCAACCGUGAAGGAAACUUUCUUUGCAGAUGAUCCUCUCCGCCAUUUUAAGGAUCAACCAAGAUCAAGAAAGUUUGUGCUUGGACUUGAAACUGUUUUCCCUAUCUUUGAAUGGGGAAGGAAGUAUAACUUUUCAAAAUUCAAAGGUGACUUGAUAGCUGGACUUACCAUUGCAAGCCUUUGUAUUCCACAGGAUAUUGGAUACGCAAAGCUUGCUAAUUUGAAUCCUCAAUAUGGGUUGUAUGGUAGCUUUGUUCCGCCUCUCGUUUAUGCAUUCAUGGGAAGCUCAAGGGAUAUCGCAAUUGGACCCGUAGCGGUGGUGUCUCUUCUCCUUGGGACUCUGCUGCAAAGUGAGAUUGAUUCAUCUGAAAAUCCACUUGACUAUAGAUGCCUUGCAUUCACUGCUACCUUCUUUGCCGGAAUCACUCAGUUCAUACUGGGAUUUUUCAGAUUGGGGUUCUUGAUUGACUUCCUAUCUCAUGCUGCCAUAGUAGGGUUCAUGGCUGGUGCUGCCAUCACCAUUGCCCUUCAACAACUUAAAGGCCUGCUUGGCAUCCAGCACUUUACAAAGAAAAGUGACAUUAUCUCUGUUAUGCAAUCUGUUUGGACUACAGUACAUCAUGGAUGGAAUUGGCAAACUAUAAUUAUAGGAAUGUCAUUCUUGGCCUUACUCUUGCUUGCAAAGUACAUUGGGAAAAAGAAUCAGAAAUACUUCUGGGUGCCAGCAAUUGCUCCUUUUAUCUCAAUCAUCCUUGCCACGCUCAUAGUAUACGCCACACGUGCUGACAAGCAAGGAGUACAAAUUGUCAAACAUAUUAGAAAGGGAAUCAAUCCGUCAUCUGCUGACCAAAUAUUUUUCAGCGGAGAAUAUCUAGCCAAAGGUUUUAGGAUAGGUGUUGUAGCAGGAAUGGUAGCACUGACGGAAGCUGUUGUGAUUGGAAGAACUUUUGCUUCCAUGAAGGACUAUCAGUUGGAUGGAAACAAAGAGAUGGUAGCAUUGGGAACUAUGAAUGUUGUUGGUUCAUUGACAUCUUGCUAUGUUACCACAGGUUCCUUCUCCCGCUCAGCGGUAAACUGCAUGGCCGGAUGUCAUACGCCUGUUUCUAAUAUUGUGAUGUCCUUAGUAGUCCUACUGACAUUAGAGCUCAUCACCCCUCUAUUUAAUUACACCCCAAACGCUAUACUUGCUUCUAUUAUUAUAUCUGCUGUGCUAGGGUUAGUAGAUGUUGAAGCAGCAAUCUUAAUCUGGAAGACAGAUAAAUUUGAUUUUGUUGCUUGUAUGGGGGCCUUUUUCGGUGUGGUUUUCUCCUCUGUUGAGAUAGGCCUUCUGAUUGCGAUUUCAAUAUCCUUUGCCAAAAUCCUCCUGCAAGUAACAAGGCCACGCACUGCAGUUCUCGGAAAGAUUCCUAGGACUAAUGUAUACAGGAACAUUCUUCAAUAUCCAGAGGCCUCCAAAGUUCCUGGGAUCCUGAUUGUUCGAGUUGAUUCUGCAAUUUACUUUUCUAACUCCAAUUAUAUCAAAGAGAGGAUUUUAAGAUGGCUAACUGAUGAAGAAGAAAAACUGAAAGAAAACUCCCAACCAAGAAUCCAGUUUUUGAUCGUUGAAAUGUCACCUGUAACUGACAUUGACACCAGUGGCAUCCAUGCCUUUGAAGAGUUGUAUAGAAGUCUCCUAAAGAGAGAUAUUACACUUGUUUUAGCAAAUCCAGGACCAGUCGUGGUUGAUAAGAUCCAUGCAUCAGGAUUCGCUGAGUUGAUAGGCGAGGACAAGAUUUUUCUUACCGUAGCUGAUGCUGUGCUAACAUUUGCUCCAAAGAUGGAGGAACCAUGAAACCUGCUCUAGUGUAGUUGUUCAAUUCUUCCCUAUAUAUAUAGCCAAAUUAAUAUCAAAUAAAGUUUGAUUCGAAGCUGAUUUGGAGAAAUGCUUGACUAAGGCAAUAAGUUAUUCAGGAGAAA
Messenger RNA from Rubroshorea leprosula, 2176 nucleotides. The record is from the annotation of a GenBank genome assembly. NCBI's taxonomy places the organism in Eukaryota, Viridiplantae, Streptophyta, Magnoliopsida, Malvales, Dipterocarpaceae.